Molecule: messenger RNA, 1643 nt
Organism: Amyelois transitella
Lineage: Eukaryota; Metazoa; Arthropoda; Insecta; Lepidoptera; Pyralidae
Product: facilitated trehalose transporter Tret1
Exons: 3
Coding region: 116-1573 (485 amino acids)
Biological process (GO): transmembrane transport
Cellular component (GO): membrane
Molecular function (GO): transmembrane transporter activity
Source: RefSeq, a predicted model, not a curated record
UACUCAGCCGCUCGGGAGUGGUAAUUGAAAUAAUAUCAGACACUGAAAUGGUCUCUUUACGAGUGGUUCAUUAAUUAUUUAUAAACCUUAUAAUGUGAAAUUAUAAAUUAUCAAAAUGAUAAACCGAUCGCCUUUCUUCAACCAGAUUGUCAUAGUAUCGGGAAUUUUGAGCAUAAUUUUAAGUUGCGGCUUGAGUCUUGGUUAUAUGUCAUGUUUUCUUGAUCAAAAUGCUGGCAAUCAUCCGAUUCACAAUAAAAAUCUACAGAAAAGCAUCGAGAUCGCGGGAGAGAUAGUGUUUCUGCCCUCAAUUGUCAUUGUUCCCUUUGUCAUGCAAAAAAUGGGAAGAAAGAAAGCAAUCUAUGCGACCACAGUUCCUCUUCUACUCGGCUGGCUAAUAAGCUUCGACAAUAGAAAUUUUGGUAGCAUUAUAACUGUUAAUAUUCUCCAUAAUACAGCAUUAGGAGGAGCAGUCGCGACCAGUAGUGUUAUUAUAUCAGAAUACUGUGAUCCACACUAUAGGGGCAUAUUUUUAAUGUUGGAAACAGCUAUGAUGUCACUAGGUAUAUUAAUAAGUCAUAUUUCAGGAAUGCUCACAUGUUGGGAGUUUAUAUCAUCUAUAGGAGUUUCAACUUCAAUAGUAGCUUUGAUAGCAAAUUAUUUUUCUCCAGAAAGCCCUUAUUGGCUAACCUCUCAGGGGCAUAUAGUAAGGGCAACUGAAUGUUUUUACUUUUUGAGAGGAGCACAUGGGGAGGCACUUAACGAGUUAGAUGUUUUGCUUACAUCGCAAAAAAGAAAAUUGCAACUGAAAGCUUUGAAACCAAUACAAAGAUUGAAUUUCCGAGAGAAGAUAACAGAUUAUGUAAAAUUUUUAUUAAAAGCUGAUUUUCUCAAGCCUCUUUCCAUUAUGAUAUUGCUGUUCAGCUUUGUGGGUUUUAGUGGUGAAAAUUUCGUUUCGAAUUACUCGCUGAGACACGUUUUUAAUUUAACUAAUGGGAAGUACAUAGGGACCAUUAUUUUAGAUGUUAUGACCCUAAUAUGCUCUUUAACAGCUUGCAUAUUAAUUCAAAUUGUAAAAAGAAAGACAUUGUUUUUGUUCACGGGAUCAUUUUCUAUUAUUUUCUUAGCUAUGACAUCGAUUCUAUUGAUUUUACAAUCUUUUAAUAUAUUUUCUAAAGAUUAUCUUUGGUUGGUUUUAAGUUUUAUUACAGGUUUUGUUAUGUUCAUGUCUUUAGGUACAAGUGCUUUACCAUUUUCAAUUUUAGGAGAAAUCUUUCCAACUUCAUACAAAGGAAUUGGUAGUUCUUUGACAUGCGCUUAUCUCUGGGCAUUUGGCAACAGUUUAUUGAAAUGGAUUCCUAAUCUGACAACAUACAUUGGAUUACAUGGUAUAUUGUUGAUUACAAUAGUGUCGAUGUCUGCUAUGUUAUAUGUUAUAAGUAAAAUUAUGCCGGAAACAAGUAAUAAAAAUCUAUUGGAAAUCGAAGACUUACUGAAAAUAUCCAAUAAUGAGGUAGAAAAUGAUUUCGAAGAUAGCAACACUUUUGAUAACUUGAAACUUUUCAUAGAGGUCUGAAUAAUAGUAAAGAACAAGAUGACGUCUCAUAAUCAUACUCGUAAAUAUACUUAUUUAAAUAUAAACACCG